This is a messenger RNA of Felis catus (domestic cat), 1801 nucleotides long. It is a transcript of the gene TSSC4, whose product is annotated as tumor suppressing subtransferable candidate 4. The coding region runs from base 590 to 1564 and encodes 324 amino acids. Lineage: Eukaryota; Metazoa; Chordata; Mammalia; Carnivora; Felidae. The record is from RefSeq and is a predicted model, not a curated record. The transcript is spliced from 3 exons.
GUGCUCGCAGCUUCCGACAGGUGGCGCUGGGGCCCUGGGAACGCGCAGCUGGCCGUCAGCCCUCGAGCAUUCUGGGAGUCACAGUGCUGCCUCUCCCUCCUCCCUCGUUUCCUUAAUCAAUUCCGGCUCUGCGCGAAGGAGCGCCGCCGUUUCCGGGGAGGGGUGGCAAAGGAGAAAAGCGAGGGCGCAUGCGUAGGAGUAGCGGUCCAGCAGGCCUCGCGAGUAGCGGCCCAACAAGCCUCGCGAGUAGCGGCCCAGGGCCUUGUGGGGGAUGUAGUUCUCUAGCUGCGGACGCCGCGGCGCUGGGCCAGCGGAAGACUCGGUUUCCCAGAGAGCCGAGCGCGGCGCCAAAUGGAGGCCACCAGGUGGCGGUGAGCCGCCCACUACAGUGGAGCAGCUGAAAGGAGCCGGACUGAGGCCACCACGCCUGUGCCAGCAAGGGGCCUGUGCCAGCACGCCGGUGUCUGCACGGCGACCCUCAGACAGGGGAGGGACAGUGGGUCUACAGGGCGGACGUGUCCUAAACGUAUGCGAUCGUCGGAAACGAACUUGGGCUGUUUUGGUCUAGGUGCGGUGUGCCCUGGGACACAUGGCUGAGGCAGGGGCAGGACAGCCCCUGGAGGCUGAGCAGGGGACAGAGUAUGACACCCUGCCUUCUGACACCGUGUCCCUCAGCGACUCAGACUCUGACCUCAGCUUGCCCGGCAGUGCUGAGAUGUCGGCUGUGUCCCCAGGGGUGCCGCCCUGGGAGGCCCAGGGGGACUCAGACCCUGACGAGCCCGCUUUGCCUCUCAGGGGCCGCCCCUCGGCCUCGGCCUCGGCCUCGGCGCAGCCGUUCCGCCUGAGGGACACGAGCUCCACCUUCUCCCGGCGCAGCCACAACAUCUUCGACUGUCUGGAGGGGGCAGCCAGGCAGCUUCUGCCCGGUGACAGUGGGGACUCCGCACGGCCACCGGCGCCCUCAAGCCAGCCUGCGGCGGAGGGCCCAGGCGGGGCCGGCCAGAGCCCUGCCCUCCCGAAGCGGCCCCCCGUCCCUGACUAUGUGGCCCACCCCGAGCGCUGGACCAAGUACAGCCUGGAAAACGUGGCCGAGGCCAGCGAGCAGAGCAACCGGGCCGCCGCACUGGCCUUCCUGGGCUCGAAGAGCCUGGCCGUCCCCGGUGACUACACGCCCUCUUUCAACCAGGACCCCUCCAGCUGCGGGGAGGGGAGAGUCGUCUUCACCAAACCGGCCCGGGCGGGCGAAGCCAGACCUGAGAGGAAGAGGGCCUUGAGGAAGGCAGGAGAGCCAGGCGGGGCUGCCCCUGGGAACCUGGGAGCGGCAGGGGGCGAGGGUCCGGUGGAGCUGGCCCACCUGGCGGGGCCUGGGAGCCCCGAGGCUGAGGAGCCGAGCAGCGCCCCCGGGGGCCUUCAGGACGUGGGCUUGCUCCAGGGGGCUGCCCCCGCUGGGUCAGAAGCCGGGCCUCCAGUGGUGGAGACCGUUGGCUUCCAUGGCAGCAGGAAGCGGAGCAGAGACCAUUUCCGGAACAAGAACAGACCCGAGGCCCCGGGUGCCGAGGUCUGAGAGAAGAGCCUGCUCGGCUGAUGUUCCCUGACCAGGCUGGCGGAGGGGGGCGGCCGGGGUCACUGCCCGCCUUCGGAAGGGAGCCUGCAGGCUGCUAGUAGGAGGGACCAGUGUCCUGGGGCGGGGGGCGGGGGGGAGGCUCAGGGGAGUGGUCUCUGAAGCAGACAGCUUUGCCUGCGGAUGGCAAAAGCCCUGCCCACCUUGUGGGGCAACAGUAAAGGUUGUGGGUAUUCCUCA